AUGUCGUCUGACAACGGCACGAAUUUCGUCGGCGCUGAGAAAGAACUUCGAAUUGCAUUCCAGCGGUGCAUGGCAGAUGCUAAACUACGUUCGUUCUUUGCCGACUCAAACAUCGAGUGGCGUUUCAACCCUCCGUCUGCACCUCAUAUGGGUGGAUACUGGGAAACAGGCGUCAAGCGCAUUAAGUAUCACCUGAAACGCGUACUGGGUGCAACUCUACUGUCCUAUGAAGAGUUCAACACGCUGUUGACAGAAGUAGAGGCCUGCGUAAACUCCCGCCCGCUCUGUGACAACUCUGCAGCUGCUAAUGACUUAGAGGUCCUAACUCCUGGUCAUUUUAUUAUUGGCGAACCACUAAAGUCAAUCCCAGAACCUGAGGGUCAAGGGUUCUGUGGAAAUCUUCGUCAGCGGUGGCAAACUAUUUCUGCCAUGAGGAGACAUUUCUGGCGGCGUUGGAGAGACGAGUAUCUCGUCAGUCUACAGCGUCGUACCAAGUGGUUUCGUUCUUCGCGCAACAUCGAAGAAGGUGAUGUGGUUGCGGUCUGCAACGAGCCUACUCCUCCGACGAAGUGGACGCUGGCAAGAGUUACUAAAUGCCAUCCUGGUGCUGAUGGGCGCGUAAGAGUGGUUACGUUGAAGACACCGCAAGGCGAACUAGUUCGGCCCAUAGUUAAGCUCUGCCUCUUACCAACGAAAGGAGAUAUAUUUCAUGAAGAAGUCUAG
Messenger RNA from Rhagoletis pomonella (apple maggot), 723 nucleotides. RefSeq lists its product as uncharacterized. The transcript has a single exon. Gene Ontology annotation, molecular function: nucleic acid binding. Gene Ontology annotation, biological process: DNA integration. The record is from RefSeq and is a predicted model, not a curated record. Lineage: Eukaryota; Metazoa; Arthropoda; Insecta; Diptera; Tephritidae. The coding region runs from base 1 to 723 and encodes 240 amino acids.